This is a messenger RNA of Caenorhabditis briggsae, 300 nucleotides long. Bases 1 to 300 code for a protein of 99 amino acids. NCBI's taxonomy places the organism in Eukaryota, Metazoa, Nematoda, Chromadorea, Rhabditida, Rhabditidae. Gene Ontology annotation, molecular function: protein binding. The record is from RefSeq and is a predicted model, not a curated record. The transcript has 2 exons.
AUGUUCAAAAACAUAUUUUUAGCUCCGGAAAAUGGCGGCUGGGUGGAUAGUAUGCAAGUGGAACACUUUGAUCCAUAUACACCGGGACAGCUCACCAAAAACUUCACGGCUACUGUAGCCGAUGAGAUUAGUGUGACACGUGGCACGACAGUAAAAGCGCUCUACCGAGACGAUCAAUGGAUUUAUGUGCAAGUUUCGGAUGGAAGGAAAGGAUUCGUUCCACAGACAUACUGUAAAUUGUUGCUGAAUGCGCGAAAUUCGAAGAAAGAAGUUGUGGACAAGGUGAGGGCGCUCUAUUAG